This is a messenger RNA of Thelazia callipaeda (thelaziosis nematode), 237 nucleotides long. The record is from the annotation of a GenBank genome assembly. Lineage: Eukaryota; Metazoa; Nematoda; Chromadorea; Rhabditida; Thelaziidae.
AUGUUGCAAAACCAUCUAAGUCAGUGCAUUAUAACAGCUCGGACGAGAAGUCCUGAUGACUGCUUGGAAGUAUUAACAGAAGAAAGCGAUGAUAGUACGGAGGAUACAGUAUCUACAUCGGAUCAGAUGCAGUCCUUCCGAAGCAGUAAUGUAGCCUUAUUGGAAGGCGCUGCGGUUAAAUCGUCUCUUCAUGAUGAGCAAAAUAGGAAAUGGAAAUCUGUACAUUUCAAACUGUGA